GCUUUUUACCGGCGGAGACGAAUUCCCUGCUUUGCUUCAGGAAGGAAGGGCUUGCUAGUGGCCUGAAGAUGUCUGAUCUUCGUUGAGGACUUCCAAGAAGGCCAACAUGGAUAAAAUUCUGGAAGCGAUCUUGGCCUCUUCCUACCCCGAUCACAUGAAGCAAGGCCUGGUGAGGCGCGUCAUAGAGGCUCUGAAGAGGACCAUGGACACCGAACAGUGUUGGUCCAUGCUGGACCUUGCCACCAAGCUCUUCCUCCUGGGCGAUACCAAAUUCAAGAGGUCAGUUGGCAAAGAGAUCCUGGAAGUCUGUGGGCUUUAUCACCAAGAGGCCUUUGAAGAGUUCUUCAAUGCCCAGUUCCUCUUAAGUCUUCUCCAGGAAGGCUAUGGAUCACUGGGGAAGAGAAGCUUGUACGUGUUUGAUUACAUACACCUUGGCUUGCCCUUCGUGAUGGAUGGUCCUUCGGCCAACGACGUCUUCAGCCUGCUGAGGACUGAAGUCCUACGGAAGAUCUGCGAGAGGCCAGGCCUGAAGCAAUGUGUGAAGAUCAGUAAGCUCUUAAUCCAGUACCCUCUGUGCGUCCCCACCGGCAAACGCCAGGUCCUUUUCUGCCAGCAACUGGUCCGAUGUAUCGGUCAGUUCCAUACCACCUCGGGAAAGGAAGACGCCGUCAUGGAGUUCUUGGACCAGGUGAUCCAAGUCAGCCUUUUGCUGCAGAAAAUCUGGAAGACUCAGAUGGCCUCCAUCCUUCCCUCGCUGAAGGAACUCUUCACCAUCAUUUCAACCAUCGACGAUCGAGACCCGUCUAUUGCCUUAGCCAGUGUGGUCCAAUAUGUUCCACUGGAGCUGAUGGACGGCAUCCUGAGAAACCUCACCAACGAUGACAGCAUCUCUGACCUUCAGAUGAUGACCGCAAUCGGAAGGAUGACUGAAUGGGUCUCGUGGCCCCUGGGCAAGAACCUAGACAAAUGGAUCAUAGCCUUGCUGAAGAAUCUGGCGGCGGUGAAGAAAUUCAGCAUUUUGAUGGAAGUCACGCUGUCCAAAAUCGAACGGGUGUUUUCCAAACUUCUCUACCCAAUUCUGAGAGACGGGGCUCUCUCUAUUCUGCGUUACAUGUUGCUGAGUUUCCAGCACUCCCACGAAGCAUUUCACCUGCUUCUGCCGCAUAUUCCCAGAGUGAUCGCUGCCCUCCAAAAGGAAAACUCCAAUUCGGCCUCGCGAUGUUUGGAUCAGCUGGCCGAACUGAUCCAUUGCAUGCUCUUCUGUUUCUCAGGAUUUCCAGAUCUCUAUGAGCCUCUGGUGGAAGCGAUAAAAGAUCUCCCAAUUCCCAAGGAAGAUCGCAUUAAGCAUCUUCUGGCGCAGAACGCUUGGACCUCCCAGAGAAACGAGUUGGCCAACCUCUAUCCUCGCUUGGCCUCCAAAUCGGAAACCGGGAAGAUCGGGUUAAUUAACCUUGGGAACACCUGCUACAUGAACAGCAUCCUCCAAGCUCUCUUCAUGGCCUCAGAUUUCAGGCGAACGGUGCUGAAUUUAGCCGAGAACAACUCCCAGCCGCUGAUGGCAAAAUUACAAUGGCUCUUUGCUUUCUUAGAGCACAGCCAGCGGCCUGCGAUUUCUCCUGAAAGCUUCUUUUUGGCUUCGUGGCCCCCCUGGUUCACUCGAGGAGCCCAGCAAGAUUGCUCUGAAUAUCUGAAAUACCUGCUCGAUCGUCUUCAUGAGGAAGAGAGAACGGGUAGAAGGAUCUGUCAGAAACUCAAGGCAUGUUCCUUGGUAUCUCCUGUGGACCGACAUCCCUCUGUCAGUAAAACCCUGGUGGAAGAAAUGUUUGGUGGCAAAAUUAAGACCAAGAUCCGUUGUCUGAAGUGCCUACAGGUCUCUUCCAGAGAAGAAGCCUUCACUGACCUCUCCUUGGCGUUUCCCCCAUCCGAUGGCCACCAGGCUGGACUUAUCAGCACUGCAUUGAUUGGGUCUGGAGAAGACACAGGUCCUGAGAUCUCUCGGCCAAGGAUCCAGACUCAAAGCAAGCUAAAGGAAUUGCCAGCUAGGUCAGGGAUCUUGAGGGCCCCUGAGGAGAAUCUUUCUAAAAGUCCACCUAUGGAAGCAGUUGGGUCACAAUUUGAAGAGACCUCUCUCCCCUUGACGUCUGGACGAGACGUUGUUGAAGUGAAGUCCAUCAAAGAAUCUGACCUGACUUUACACAAGGAAGUUUCUGGUUGUCGGGCCUCCAGAUCUGUUCCGGAUUUGAUAAAUUAUUUCUUAUCACCUGAGAUGCUGACCGCCGAGAACAGAUACCACUGUGAGAACUGUGCCUCCCUUCAAGAUGCUGAGAAGUUGACCGAGCUGACGGAGGGACCUCACUACCUCAUCCUCACCCUGUUGAGGUUCUCCUUCGACCUAGGAACGAUGAGAAGGAAGAAGAUCCUUGACAACGUCUCGGUCCCAUUGAUACUGAAGCUGCCGGUCUUGGUGUCUUCUGACCAAGCGAGGACAUCAGGAUGGACUUCGUCCUGCAAGGACUUCUCUUCAGUGGUGUACGAUCUCUGUAGCGUGGUGGUCCAUUCUGGGGUCUCCUCAGAAAGCGGCCAUUACUACUGCUAUGCCAGGGAAUGUGAGGAUCCAGCCACGGAGAACACUUGGAACAUGGCUUCAGCGAAAUCAACGGAUGUCGAGAUCCAGUGGUACAUCUUUAACGACACCAGGGUCUUCUUCUCAUCCUUUGAAUCUGUGAGCAACGUGACCUCCUUCCUGCCGAAGGACACAGCUUAUCUGCUGUUCUACCGACAGAGAGCGAGGCAGGCCGCGAACGGAGCCGGUGCAGAACCCGGCUGGACAAACGGAAGCUUACAUUCUCCGGAUAAAAACCUGAUGGACGCCAUCGCGAAAGAUAACAUCUUAUUCUUGCAGGAACAAGAAAAGCAAGCCAGAAGUAGAAAAGUUUACAUUUCAGCUUUGCCUAACUCUUCCAUUUGGUGGAAAGAUCUCGACAGAGAUGACCACGAGGACGACGAAGGCGCCUCAGGGGGUUGCAGCCAUGAUCCCGGUGGAGGUGGAUCGGGGUCGUUCCAUGGACUGGUCUUUUAGCCCUUUUUCCCAAAGCAGAUGGUUAAUCCUUCAACCCAUCAAGUAUGGGGACUCCUUCACCUUGACCUUGUGGCCUUGGAAGUCAAACCAGGAUUGGAGGGAGAGAAUGAUCGUUGUUUAUUCUUCCUCGAAACUAUGGGCAGCGACGUUUUCUGGAGCCACCGUGACCAGGUGACCUCAACCUGUCCUAAAAGUGCACUUCCUGGAAGUAGGAGGAAGACGGUGUCACGGUUUCAACUUUUGAGGCCUACCAAGUCGGCAUCUCGAUGAUGUGUCCUCACUGAAGGGGGGGGGGCAAUGUUCAUUGUGGCCUCGUUAAUGCAGGGUUGGGCAAUUCAUUUUCUCGAGGGUCGCGCGACAACCUGGGACUUACGGAGGGCUGAACCCACAGGGCUGUGAAGGUGUGUAGGCAUGUACGCACGGACAUACGUAAACGCUAUUCUCCAAAGCCCCUGAAGGUAGGACAGGAAGCAAUGGACGGGAACUAAUCAAGGAGAGAAGCAAUCUGGAACUAAGGAGGAAUUUCCUGACAGUUAGAACAAUUAAUCAGUGGAAGAACUUGCCUUCAGAAAGUUCUGCUGGAGGUUUUUAAGAAGAGACUGGAAAACCAUUUGUCUGGAAUGGCACACGGUCUCCUGCUUGAGCAAGGAGUUGGACUAGAAGACCUCCAAGGUCCCUUCCAACUCUGUUAAGUCCUCCCAUCUUAAAAGUUGCUAAGCCAUGAAUUGUGGUUUACAAGACAUACUUAGAUUCCAUAUGGGCUAAGUUAAAGCCAGACAAACUCUAGUUCUUCACGAAAGGGCAGACAGGCUAAGAAACUGUGAUAUGUUCUAGAUGCUGGGGUCCGCAUAUUCAGUGUACAGGUUCGCACGUCAUCCUAAACCAGGAUAUGUUAAAAGCCUGGUUAGUGAGAACACUUAAUCUGUGGAACGGCCUGCCUUCAGAAGUCGUGGGUGGUUCUGGAGGUUUUUUAACAAGAGAGUGGACAAUCAUUUGUCUAAAAGGAUAUAGGCAGUGGUGGGAUUCAAGUAAUUUAACAACCGCUUCUCUGCCCUAAUGAUUUCUUCCAACAACCAAACUUUGCCAAACUGCUCAGAAAGUUAACAACCGGUUCUGCCGAAGUGGUGCGAACUGGCUGAAUCCCACCACUGGGUAUAGGGUCUCCUGCUUGAGCAGGGGGUUGGACUAGAAGACCUCUAAAGUCCCUCCCGACUCUGUUAUUCUGUUAAGAUUCCGUUAAAUUGCAAAUAAUAAUAAUAAUAAUAAUAAUAAUAAUAAUUGUUGCCUUCAGAAUGAAAACAAUCCACACAGCCUGGAAAGGGACAGAGAACAGUCCAGAUGUGGCCUGAGGGCCAUCAAAUACUCAGGUCUGUUUUAGUUGGUAAGUUCUUUGUCUAUGCAGGGAGUGUGACUCUGGAUACAAAUUUUAAUCCACAGCUCAAGGAAACGUCCAGCUUCCCAAAGCAAAAUUGUGAGAAAAAAGAGAAUUUUUUUUGGCAACUGGCCGUAUAACGAUGGGAAUGGCUUCCCUCCAAACGUUGUAGGUGCGCCAUCCCUGGAGGUUUUUUUUUUAAAGGAGAGAUUGGACCACCAUUGGACUGAAAUGGCAGAGGGUCUCCUGUUUGAACAGGGGGUGGGUGGGGUGGACUAGAAGACCUCCAAGGUCCCUUCCCACUCCGUUAUUCUGUUAACUGUUUUCCAAGGAAAAUAACGUGUGAGGUAGAUUUGGUUAAGAAGAAGGCUUAGCAAAGAUUCUAGUUCAUAUUUAAUCGUACUAUCGUCUUCAUUUAACGACCCCCAUAAUAUUGCGGGGGUGGGCAACUGAAUGGAGUUAGCGGAGUGUUUUAAUGGCCGGAUGCCCUUCCUGUUGCCAGGGCGGAGUUUUGUUCAGCAGAUAUAUUCUCAUUGUGGCCCAGAGAGAAAAAAUAUCUGCCUCUACCUAGGAUCGAACUCACAGCCUCCCGAUUGUGAGAUGAGCGCUCCGCCUCUAGGCCACUGCAAUAUUUAAUCGUACUGUGAUAAACUAAUUCACGUGAUUGGUCUCUUCUUUUCCUUCUCUGUGCCAGAUAUCAAAGAACUUGGAUUUGAUAAAUCUUUCUCAAAUAUCUAACCUGCCGUUGUCACCUGUUAGGGUACCGAUAAGGCCUCGUUCCCGCAGAACUCACUGCUAGCAAGAGGCAGAAGUAAUGUCCCUUUGUAACAGCUACAGCCAAAGAGAAAUAUACAUUCAGUCCUCAACUUACGACUGCAAUUGAGGCCAACAUUUGUGUUGCUAAGCGAGACAGGUGUCAGUUGUGGUCGUACGCCGGGGAACUUAAAAAGGCUUAAACGCUCAAACUUCCCAAGUUUAUUGUCGUCCAAUAAACAAGUGUUGUGACUUCAUUUUUCUCCAAUUUUAUGGGCUGGAUGUUAUUCUAUACCGGUAGUCCUCGACUUACAACAGGUCCUUUAGCGACUGUUUGAAGUUACGCGGCACUGGAAAAAGUGACUUACGACCGUUUUCGCACUUACGAUCCUUGUAGCCUCAUGAUUGGCAUUAAUUUAGGGUGCUUGACAACUGACUCACGUCUAUGACGGCUCCGGCUUGUCGUGUGACGGCUUGGAGCCACACGAUCCCCUUUUGCGACCUUCUGAUGAGCAAAGUCAGUGGGGAAACCAGAUUCGCUUAACAACCGUGUUAUUAAUUCAACAACUGCAGCGAUUCACUUAACAAACGUGGCAAGGACAGUCAUAAGAUGGGGGAAAACGCUGAACAAAUUUCUCCCUUAACGACCUAAAAUUCUGGGCUCACUUGUGGUCGUAAGUUGAGGACUACCUGUAGUUGGGAUCAAAUGGUCCAGAUAGGGGAAGGCUGAUACAUACAUUCUAUUCAACACCAUCCACGGGUUUGCUUAUCAUUUGGCCUCUUAACUCUGCUUCAGGAAAUCUCUUACUUUUUUCAGCUUCAAUUUCAAAAUUAAAUAAAUACACGAAUAAAUACAUGAACAAGUUCUAGAUAAUCCAGAUCUUGAUUUAUUUAUUUUUUAUUUACAUUUAUAUCCCGCCCUUCUCCGAAGACUCAGGGCGGCUUACACUAUGUCAAGCAAUAGUCUUCAUUCUAUUUAUAUAUUUAUAUACAAAGUCAACUUUUAUUGCCCCCCCAACAAUCUGGGUCCUCCUUUUACCUACCUUAUAAAGGAUGGAAGGCUGAGUCAACCUUGGGCCUGGUGGGACUUGAACCUGCAGUAAUUGCAAGCAGUUGUGUUAAUAACAGACUGUCUUAGCAGUCUGAGCCACCAGAGGCUUAUUGGCUGGCUAAUGGAUUGAACUUCUGCAAAAUGGAACGUACACGUCUCGGUAGGCCAAAAAUCCAUGUCCCUAUUGGUUUAUUUUGCUGUGGUGGUGCAAUGGUCAGAGCGCAUUACUGCAGGCUACUUCUGCGGACUGCCGGCUGCCUGCAAUUUGGCAGUUUGAAUCUCACCAGGCUCAAGGUUGACUCAGCCUUCCAUCCUUUCCAAGGUCGGUAAAAUGAGGACCCAGAUUGUUGGGGGCAAAAGGCUGACUCUCUGUAAACCGGUUAGAGAGGUCUGUAAAGCACUGCGAAGCGGCAUAUAAGUCUGCUAUUGCUAUUUAAGAAGGAAAGGAAGGAAGGAAGGAAGGAAGGAAGGAAGGAAGGAAGGAAGGAAGGAAGGAAGGAGCCAUGGUGGCACAGUGUUUAGAAUGCAGUAUUGUAGGCUGGCUCUGCCAGCUGCCUACAGUUCGAUCCCGAGUGGCUCAAGGUUGACUCAACCUUCCAUCCUUCCGAGGUCAGUAAAAUGAGGACCUAGAUUGUUGGAGGCAAUAUGCCAUUGCUAUUCCUCCCUCCCUCCCCUCCCUCCCUCUGUCCUCUCUUAUUCCCCUUCUCAUUCUCCUUCCUGGUGGCACAGUGGUUAGAGUGCAGUAUUGCAGACUAACUCUGCUGACUGCCAGGAAGUUCGAUCCUGACCGGCUCAAGGUUGACUCAGCCUUCCAACCUUCCGAGGUCGGUAAAAUGAGGACCCAGAUUGUUGGGGGCGAUAGGCUGACUCUGUAAACCGCUUAAAGAGGGCUGUAAAGCGGUAUAUAAGUCUAAGUGCUAUUGCUAUUGCUAUCUAAGCUGUGGUGGCACAGUGGUGAGAAUGAACAUAUGAAGAACGGUUGCAGGAACUGGGUAUGUCUAGUUUAAUAAAAAGAAGGACUAGGGGAGACAUGAUAGCUGUGUUCCAAUAUCUCAGGGGCUGCACCAAAGAAGAGGGAGUCAAGCUAUUCUCCAAAGCACCUGAGGGUAGAACAAGAAGCAAUGGGUGGAAACUGAUCAAAGAAAGAAGCAACUUAGAACUAAGGAGAAAUUUCCUGACAGAACAAUUAAUAAGUGGAACGACUUGCCUUCAGAAGUUGUGAAUGCUCCAACACUGGAAAUUUUUAAGAAAAUGUUGGAUAACCAUCUGACUGAGAUGGUGUAGGGUUUCCUGCCUGGGCAGGGGGUUGGACUAGAAGGCCUCCAAGGUCCCUUCCA
Messenger RNA from Ahaetulla prasina, 7592 nucleotides. It is a transcript of the gene USP35, whose product is annotated as ubiquitin specific peptidase 35. The coding region runs from base 107 to 3079 and encodes 990 amino acids. Gene Ontology annotation, biological process: ubiquitin-dependent protein catabolic process; protein deubiquitination. Lineage: Eukaryota; Metazoa; Chordata; Lepidosauria; Squamata; Colubridae. Gene Ontology annotation, cellular component: nucleus; cytosol. The record is from RefSeq and is a predicted model, not a curated record. Gene Ontology annotation, molecular function: cysteine-type deubiquitinase activity; cysteine-type endopeptidase activity. The transcript is spliced from 11 exons.